Cydia pomonella (codling moth) is the source of this 1204-nucleotide messenger RNA. RefSeq lists its product as uncharacterized. The coding region runs from base 144 to 743 and encodes 199 amino acids. NCBI's taxonomy places the organism in Eukaryota, Metazoa, Arthropoda, Insecta, Lepidoptera, Tortricidae. The record is from RefSeq and is a predicted model, not a curated record. Gene Ontology annotation, cellular component: nucleus. Gene Ontology annotation, molecular function: zinc ion binding. The transcript is spliced from 3 exons.
UUGACAGUAUAGAAAUACAUCAAUCACUGUAUACUUUAUUACUCAAGAUUUAUCGCGUUUUAUUGCAAAAACGAGACACAAACACAAUUUCCUAAUUUAACAUAUAGUUUCUAAUACAUACGAGGCGUUACUAAGCUUGCAACAUGAAUACAAUCAAGAAAGAAACCUCUGAUCCUUCGUUAAAGCUGCUAAGCUGCCGAGCUUGCUUAGCUACCGAUAUUAAAUUGUUUAACAUAUACGAAAAUAAACUUUCAGAAGCUUUUACUCAUAUCACAGGGAGUCCCGUGCUGUUAUCAGACGGGUUGCCCCAGCAUCUGUGCUGCUACUGCCGCAGCGCUCUGCUCAAAUGCAGAAUGUUCAGGGCCCGAAGCCUCCGCGCACAGCACUGUCUUAAGGCAGUACCUUUGCAAAUUGAGCUAACCACAGACUAUAUCCGAACCAUAGACCGCAACUCUCACCAGCUUGUCUACCUAACACAAACAAAAAUCGAAACCACAGACUAUAGAGACAUCCUUGAAUUAGAUGUAAAAAAAGAAGAAUCAGACAUAGACAAUUUCAUCCCAGAGUCUGACGAAUUGAAAAUAGAAUAUGAAAUCAAAGACAAACUAGAAUGCAUAGACAAUGAUGGAGAUUUCAGUGAUGACAACACAGAACAGAUAUUUGUUGCCACAAAUCCGGUGAGAGAUGUAAAAGUUAGAAAGGGAAGGAAGAAAAAAAACAAAAAUAGAAGAGAAGAGAGUUAAGAAGAAGAUAAAGAAGAGGACGUCAGAUAAUGAUUAUUUACCGGACUUCGAUUUUGCUAAGUUUGAGAGUAGUUAUAGUGUUGAAAUUAUUGCUUUGACAAAGGUAAGGUUUAUUUUAGCAAGUAUUCAGUUAUUGCCAAAACUAUUUACUGUACUUAAUAAUUUUUGUGUAAAUUUACAUAUUUGCAUUUUCCGUUAUAAUCACAAAUAAUUCUCCAAUAAUCGUUCAUCCAUAGUACAACUUAAAUAAACUUUCGUAAAUCGAAAAUAUAACAGUUAUGACAAAAAAAUGGAUAAAAACUAUCUACCUUUUGUGUGUCGCUUACGAACGUUACGACUUCCACACUGGUUAAUGACAAUGACUUUUUCAUUUUUAUCAAUUCAUUAGGCGGGUCCGCACAGAGCGAGCAGCCUCGCGAGAAAAUUUCCUCGCACGGCAAACGACGGGCCUCGCGCGGCCG